UGUAUCGUUUCCGACUUCCGUACCCUUCCUGUCUAUCUUUCUCCCGUCUUAAUAUAAAACAAAAAUAAGAAAACCGACAAAAAAAAAAAAAAAAUUUGCCCUCGUCUUCACAGGCACUUCGCCUCCAUUUCUUGAUAAAUUACGAAGAACUCUGCCCCAAAUCUUGGUUUCUCAAGGUUGCAAGAUCAUUCAUUGACUCCAAAUAAUAAUGUCAGUUCUCAUUGAAGGUCUCCCUGAUGCUGUUGCUAUACGAUGUCUUGCGCGGGUCCCAUACCACCUGUUUCCAAAACUAGAAACCAUUUGUCAUUCAUGGAGGGAUGCGGUUCGAAGCAAUGAACUAUUCAAAGCCCGUGAAGAAGUCAACUCAACCGAAGACUUUUUAUGCGUCUGCGCUUUUGACCCUGAAAACGUAUGGCAGCUCUACGAUCCAAAUCAUGUCAUUUGGAUCACUCUCCCAAUCCUUCCUUCAAAAGUCAGAAACUUGGCCCAUUUCGGGGUUGUUUCAACCGCCGGAAAACUGUUUGUUCUUGGUGGCGGCAGUGAUGCCGUUGACCCUUUGACCGGCGACCAAGACGGGAGCUUUGCCACCAACGAGGUGUGGGCGUACGACCCGGUCCUCCGGUGGUGGGCCCCACGUGCCGCCAUGAUUGUCCCCCGGGCGAUGUUCGCGUGUUGUGUGGUGAACGGGAAGAUAGUGGUGGCUGGUGGUUUCACCACCUGCCGGAAAUCGAUCGCGAAGGCGGAGGUUUAUGACCCGGAAAAGGAUGUUUGGGUUUCCAUCCCGGAUCUUCACCACACCCAUAACUCGGCGUGUUCCGGGGUGGUGAUCGGUGGUGAGGUUCAUGUGGUGCACAAGGGCUUGACCACGGUUCAGGUUUUGAAGAAGGAAGGGUGGCGGGUUCAUGAACAUUCGUGGGUGCAUGGUCCGAUGACUGUGGUUAAGGGGUCGUUGUAUGUGAUGAGUCAUGGAGUUAUUUACAAACAAGAAGGGGAAUCAAGGAAAGCGGUGACUUCGGCUUCGGAAUUCAAGAGGAGAAUCGGGUGUGCUAUGAUGGGAUUCCGGGAUGAUAUUUAUGUGAUUGGAGGUGUAAUUGGACCCGAGGGAUGGAAUUGGGAUAUUAAGAAAAUGUCGGAUGUUGAUGUUUUGACAUUGGGGAGUGAGAGGCCCGUGUGGCAGAAGGCACCUCCUAUGACUCGGUGUCGGGGAAUGAUUCUCGGGUGUGCCAAGUUGAGAAUUUAGGUUUUGUUUGGCUCCCGAUUGUGUCUUUUCUUUUGUUAUGAACUAAAACUGAAAAUAGCAUCGUUGUAUACAGUAUAUUUUUCCUUGAUCAAAAUAUAUCUAGAUCCAAAAACAAUAAUUACAGCAUAUCAAA
This is a messenger RNA of Lactuca sativa (garden lettuce), 1373 nucleotides long. Its product is annotated as F-box/kelch-repeat protein SKIP30. The record is from RefSeq and is a predicted model, not a curated record. Gene Ontology annotation, molecular function: protein binding. Lineage: Eukaryota; Viridiplantae; Streptophyta; Magnoliopsida; Asterales; Asteraceae.